Messenger RNA from Auxenochlorella protothecoides, 2862 nucleotides. Its product is annotated as Vacuolar protein sorting-associated protein 41-like protein. Gene Ontology annotation, biological process: cellular response to starvation; macroautophagy; vesicle-mediated transport. NCBI's taxonomy places the organism in Eukaryota, Viridiplantae, Chlorophyta, Trebouxiophyceae, Chlorellales, Chlorellaceae. The transcript is spliced from 12 exons. Bases 1 to 2862 code for a protein of 953 amino acids. The record is from RefSeq and is a predicted model, not a curated record. Gene Ontology annotation, cellular component: late endosome; HOPS complex. Gene Ontology annotation, molecular function: protein binding.
AUGGCGCAGGAGGUCGAUAGCAGCGACGAGCCCCGCCUCAAGUACUCCGCCUUGUCCCCAGACACCUCGAUCCCUGGAACUGCACUGCUCCUGGCUGUCUCGGAUAAGGUCUUGGCGCUCGGGACCAGUACUGGAGCUGUCCUUGUCCUGGACUACAAUGGCAACCAGGUCCAGGCCUUCAAGGAGCAUCAUGCCGCUGUGACAGACCUGUCAUUUGAUGCCGAGGCAGAGUACCUGGCCUCCUGCUCGGCUGACGGCUGGGUCGUGAUAUAUGGACUGUACACGGGGGACAUCCGGCGGCAUAACUGCCAUCAGCCACUUACGACCGUUGCCCUGGAUCCCCGCUACUCCGAGCGCAAGACUCGCGAGUUUGUCCAUGGCAGCCAGUCCGGCACCCUCACCCUCAUCUCAAAGGGCUGGCUGGGGAGCAGCGAGACCCCCCUGUUCAGGGGGCGGGGUGCCGUCCAGGUGGCUCGCAUGGCCGGCACCCUCCUCGCCUGGGUCACGGCCACAGGCCUCCGGGUCUACGACACCGCCACACACACGCGGCUGGCCAAGAUCCCGGCCCCGAAGACGCCCGCGGGCGAGGCCGCGGCCCCAGCCUCCCUCCUCUGGUUGGGCAUCCGGGAGCUCUAUGUGGGCUGGGGCCGCACGGUCCUGGUGCUGCGAGUGGUGAGGGAUUCCCUGGUCCCCUCUGCCAGCUCCAGCGCGGCGUCUGCCUACAGCGUGCCCGCGCUGCGCAUGGAGACCGUGGUUUCCAUCCAAGUGCCCUUCUCCGUCGCGGGCCUGGCGCCCUUUGGCGUGGAGCUGGCCGUCCUGGGGACGGCGGUCGAGAGCCUGCUGGGCAAAGGCGAAGCAGGCGGGGCGAAGGGCAGCAAGCCGGCUGACGGCCCUGUCCCCCCCGCCCCCCGCUUCCUGCAUGUCCUGGACCGGAGCGGCCGCAUCCUCUCCAGCGACGAGCUGGACGUGGGCCCCGGCGCCACGCUGGCAGUGUUCUACACGGAAAGCGCGCACAGGGCCAGUGAGGCCGUGGAGAAGGGCACCGGCUUGGCGCCGACGCUCGUCCUGGAGGCGCUGCCGAAGGGCGGCGACAGCAGAGUCGCAGGCGCGGGGGCGGCCGACGCGGGGACUGCAUCCAGCGAACCUUCCAGCGACGCGAGUGCCCUUCCUGGAGCGCCUGACGAAAACGCAUCGCAUGACAGUCCGUCGGACAGGGGCAGCUCCCAUCCUGCCGCGUCAGCCAAUGCCAGCCCUGCUGCCACCACGGUGGACACGGCCAGCCCCGUCCAUGCGCUACCCACCCCACAUCCAGUCCCGCCCGCCACCCCCCCACCGGCUCUGUCGCAGCCGUACAAGUGGUGGCGGGACGGGGACGAGCCGCUGUACUUUCUAACUUCCGGCUCGGGCACCGUGGUGGGGCGCCCACGCGACGGCAACGACCGCGUGGCCUGGAUGAUGGAGCGGGGGCGCAUCGCGGAGGCCCUGGCCGUGGCGGAGUCGGAUGCGACAGUCACACGCCCCGUGCGCGAGGCGGUGGGCGAGCAGUACCUGCAGUACCUCGUAGACCGCGAUGAAUGGGCGGCCACCGCCGCCGCUGCGCCCCGCCUCCUGCAGGGUCGGGCCCUGGCGUGGGAGCGGUGGGUGCACGUCUUCGCGGGUGCGCGGGAGCUGCGGCGCCUGGCGCCCCACCUCCCCGUCUCGGAGCCGCAGCUGCGCACCCGUACCUACGACAUGGUACUGCAGGCCCUGCUGGUGUCGCCCAACGACCACGGCUUGCUACUGGACCUGGUGCGGCGCUGGCCGGCCUCCACCUACUCGGUGCGCGAUGUGCAGCGCGCCGUGCUUUCCCGCCUGGCCGCCGCGGGCACAGGCCCCUGCGCGCUCGACGACGUCCUGACCCCGGGGGCCGCCCCAGACCCGCGCCGCGCCGACCUGAUGCGCGCUGCGGUGGAGCUGCACGUGCGACGCGGCCAGCACGCGCCCGCGCUGGCCCUGCUGCUCAAGCUCCGCGACCCCGGCGCCUUUGACUACGCAGAGCGGCAUGCGCUCCUGGCCGCCGCGGGCGAGGCGGUGCCGGACCUGUUCCGUCUGGACGCGGCGCGCGCGGCGGCGCUGUGCGUCGCGCGCCCCGGCGAGCUGCCCCCCGCCUCGGUGCUGCGCCAGCUGGCGGCGGCGGCGGAGGCGCGCCCCGCGGAGCGAGACGCCUGGCGCCGGCGCGCGCACGAGUACCUGGCCGCGCUCUCCACCCGCGAGCCGGCGCUGGCGGCGGAGCACGCCGCGCUGGCGGUGGAGCUGACCGCCGAGUAUGAUCCGGCCGCCCUGGAAGGCUUGCUCCUGGCCUCCUCCGACUACCCGCUGGAGGAGGCGCUGCGCGUUUGCGAGGCACGCGGAAUGGUGCCCGAGCAGGUGCUGGUGCUGGGGCGCAUGGGCGCCACGGACCGCGCGCUACGCCUCAUCGUGGAGAACCUGCGGGACGUGGGAAGGGCUGUAGAGUUUGUGCAGAACCAGCGGGAUGACGAGCUGUGGGACCUGCUCAUCACGCUGGCGCUGGCAGACCCGGAGCUCACAGGGGCGCUGCUGGACCACGCCGGCGGCGGAGUGGAUCCGCUGGCGGUGGUGUCGCGCCUGCCCCGCCACGCCCACAUCCCGCGGCUGAGCCAGCGCCUGGGGGCCACCUCCGCUGACGAGGGGCCCGUCGCCACGUGGAUCGGCGCCCCGCCGAGGGCGGCCGACGACGGCGAGGACGAGCAUGAGAUCGAAGAGGCCGGUGUGAACGCGAGCAAGGCCCCCCCCGCCAGCAGGCUGUCACCGCUGCGCAGGAAGCCAUCGCGCCGGCUGUCUGGGGGUUUGAAGGCUGCCUAG